UAGAUUUUAAAACGAAUUAAAGCGAGCGGGUGAGCUCUCUGUUUAUUUUUUCUGAAAAGAAAAAGAAAUGGCGAGUUGUCUAUGGAGUCAUUCUCAGCAACUAAUUCAAUUUCGCCAUCGCUCCUUCUGCUUAUCCGAUUUUAAUCGUCUUUAUCCCUGUCAUCGUCAUGAGCGCCGCCGUUGUCAUUUCUCAGUCUCAACCACUUCCCGCCGUAGACGGUACUCCGGAAUCUAUUGUAACUAUGAUGAUUCAACCAAACCCAACCAAUCAUCUUCUACUGGAAUUCAACUUUACGGUCAGAUUGAGAGAUUAAUUACGGAGACUGUGAGGCAAUCCCAAGAUGCUUGGGGUGGUUCAGGAGAAUGGAUUGAAGUCGAGGGAGCAUGGGUUCUCAAACCAAGAAACUUACGACCCAAGUCAGUUGUUCAUUUCGUUGGAGGUAUAUUUGUUGGAGCAGCUCCACAGAUUACCUACCGUUUGUUUCUUGAGCGUCUUGCAGAAAAGGGUAUUUUGGUGAUUGCCACGCCAUAUGCUAGUGGCUUUGACCAUUUCUUCAUUGCGGAUGAAGUGCAGUUUAAAUUUGAUAGGUGUUUACGGUUUUUACAAGAUACAGUACAAGAUCUUCCUACUUUUGGCAUUGGCCACUCAUUGGGAUCUGUUAUCCACCUGUUGAUUGGAUCAAGAUAUGCUGUGCAAAGAAAUGGGAACAUAUUAAUGGCUUUUAACAACAAGGAGGCAAGCUCAGCUAUCCCUUUGUUCUCGCCUGUUGUUGUUCCUAUGGCUCAAAGCAUUGGACCGCUUCUAUCACAAAUUGCAUCAUCACCAACAGUCCGCCUUGGGGCAGAGAUGACUUUGAAGCAAAUACAGAACCUAACCCCGCCCAUUAUGAAGCAAGUUCUUCCUUUGGUGGAACAACUCCCUCCAUUAUACACGGACUUGGUCAACGGAAGAGAAGAUUUUUCUCCAAAACCUGAAGAAACCCGCCGACUUGUGAAGUCAUACUAUGGCAUUUCUAGAAAUCUUCUCAUAAAGUUCAAGGACGAUGCAAUUGACGAAACUUCAACAUUAGCUCAGGUGCUUAGUUCAGAAGCAGCUAUUAGUUCAAUGCUAGACAUGUCAAUUCGCUCGUUGCCAGGAGAUCAUGGGCUUCCUUUGCAACAGGUUCUUCCAGAUGUCCCACCAGCAAUGGCAGAUGCCGUAAACCGGGGAAGUGAGUUUUUGGCCAAUCUGACAGUGGGAACACCGUGGGAGACAGUUGCUAAAGAAGUAGGCAACACAAUAGGUGCAGAUUCAAGGAUUCUUCGUGCUGAAGUAUCUAAGGACAUAAACCUGCUAGUUGAAGUUAUCACCUCGUGGAUGGCCUCUAAUUCAGGUCCAAAACUUUUGAGACCAUGAUGAAUUGGGUUGUUAGAUCAAGCAAACAUUGGAGAUGCUAGAAAAGUGCUUCAGGAAUAUAAUCUUUAUGGUAUUCUGUUGUACAUUCUGUAAUUAUUUGACAUGUCCAAUCUUAGAAGUUAAUGAAAAUAAGGUUUUCAACUAAGUAGGAGUGGACAGGUUCUCAUAUUUUUUUUCAUAAGAAGGCAGAUGUAGUUUGUGCCCUCUUUUUAAUCUAAGAAUUUCUUAGGUUGUAAUAAAAACAUCAGAAAUUCUAUAGAUUUAAAAUAUAAAUGAAAGAAAUAAAAUGUGUUUUUGGUUUUAA
Messenger RNA from Manihot esculenta (cassava), 1700 nucleotides. RefSeq lists its product as uncharacterized. The transcript is spliced from 10 exons. Bases 68 to 1396 code for a protein of 442 amino acids. Lineage: Eukaryota; Viridiplantae; Streptophyta; Magnoliopsida; Malpighiales; Euphorbiaceae. The record is from RefSeq and is a predicted model, not a curated record.